UGAUUUAAAGUCUUGAAAAUUGUUUUCCCCCUAUUAUAGAAACAUGGCAAGUCCAAGAACAAGAAAAGUUCUUAAAGAAGUCAGAGUGCAAGAUGAAAACAAUGUCUGUUUUGAGUGUGGUGCAUUUAACCCCCAGUGGGUGAGUGUGACCUAUGGAAUCUGGAUCUGUCUGGAAUGCUCAGGAAAACACAGAGGCUUGGGAGUUCACCUCAGCUUUGUACGGUCUGUCACUAUGGACAAAUGGAAGGAUAUUGAGCUGGAGAAGAUGAAGGUUGGUGGUAACGGCAAAUUUCGAGAAUUUCUGGAGUCUCAGGAAGAUUAUGAUCCUUGUUGGUCAAUGCAGGAGAAAUACAACAGCAAAGCUGCAGCUCUCUUUAGAGAUAAGGUGGCUACUUUAGCUGAAGGCAAGGAAUGGUCUCUUGAAACUUCUCCUGCCAGAAACUGGACCCCACCUCAACCCAAGAUGGCUCUGUCUUCAACUCAUCGUUCAGCUGGAUUUGAAGACUGGUUAAACGAUGAUGUCGGCUCCUAUCAAGGUGGCCAAGAGAAUCGCUAUGUGGGAUUUGGGAACACAGUCAACCCUCCAAAAAAGGAUGAUGACUUUCUCAAUAAUGCUAUGUCUUCACUAUAUUCGGGAUGGAGCAGUUUUACAAUUGGAGCAAGCAAGUUUGCCUCAGCAGCUAAAGAAGGUGCUACGAAAUUUGGAUCUCAAGCAAGUCAAAAGUUUUGGGGCUACAAGCAGCAGCCAGAGCCGGCAUCAGAGUUAGGUCAGACUUUAAAUGAAAAUGUUCUCAAACCUGCACAGGAAAAGGUGAAAGAGGGAAAAGUAUUUGAUGAGUUCUCUAUGGGGGUAUCUCAUCUUGCUACCAAGGUUCAGGGAGCUGGCAGUAAGGGAUGGCGGGACGUCACCACUUUCUUUUCUAGCAAGUCAGACGAUCUUUCUGAAAGACCUCCUGAGAGCGACAGCUAUCAGAACAGUGGAGGAGAGGGCUAUCAGAACAAUGCUGUAGAUCAAAGCUUCUGGGAAACCUUUGGUAACUCAGACCCACCCAAGGCUCAUAAGUCCCCAAGCAAUGACAGUUGGACCUAUGUGGACAAUUCCACAGAGAAGAAAAGCUCUGAUAGCUGGGACGUCUGGGGCUCGGGGACAGUCUCCAACAAUAAGAACAGUAACAGCGACAGCUGGGAAAACUGGGAGACCAACUGGGAGAAUGCAGGAGGGGAGAGUAAGACCAAAAAAACUCCCAAGAAGAUGACAAAAGUGUCUUCGGCAGCUGAUGAAGGCUGGGAUAACCAGAACUGGUAGGACUCUGUCACCCUGCUUCGCAUGGCGAAGGAAGGAGUCCAUGAUCUCUGACGGAAAAAAGUUUCACAAGCAACUGGAUUAACAUGGUUGUCCUUAUUGACCUGUUACCUUGUGCUUCCCUUUCAUUCUCCCCUUCUUCUGUUCCAGUUUAGCAAAACAAAUAGUGUCUGAUUCUCAUCAUUACCCUAUGAAGAUGUGGCUCUACCAUCAUAAAGGAUAGUAAUAGAUAUAUUCUCCUUACCAUUGCACUAUCGGAGCUGGUUAUGCUAACUUCCUAAAAUGAUGGGUCAGAGGAACAAAUCAGUGCAAGCAUGUUUUCAUGGCACAAUAUUGCAUGUGUAGUUUCUUAGGCUUGCCCCUCCAGUAUUCCUAACUUCUAACGAAGUUCUAGAAAACAUUGGAGGGUGGGGUGAUGCAAAGAAAGGAGGGGAUAUAUCUUCAACAGAUAGCCAGCAAUUGAAUGAGUGAACUGCAGUUAAUUCAGUACCAAUUUAAAUGCCUCUCUGUACUGCUGGAACAGCGUUAAAUCUGGCAGUUCAAAAAGGCCGUGAAGACACUUUUUAUUGAAGCUGUGUUUUUAAAUUUCACAAGGUUUGAGAACUUUUUUUAAACCAUUUUUUUUCUUGGAGAAUUCUUAGAUGAGAGAAAACUAGAACUAGAUAAUAAUUAGUAUGUAACUUACCAUUUUUGUCAGCCUGACCAUAUAGGAGUAUUCAGAAUUGCACCAUUUCUUAUUUUUGCCCUUUGAUUUACGUAUGCAUGCAGUGCAGAUUUUCUGCAGGAGUAUCCUACAUAAUUGUGGUAUUUUUCCCUUUAAAUAUUGUGUCUUCCUUUCUUUAACUUUGUUCUUUCCAGAUUACUAAUUUCACCUGCUUUUUGUUAAAAUGAAAUCUUUCUCCUCUUCUGCUUGAGCUUUUAUCAGCAUUUAUAGACCACAGUCACAGUGAAACAUUGGAAAAAUUAGAGGCAAGCUAUUUUUGAGAUGAAUAGGACUUGGAUUUAACUGUGAAACUUGAAUUUAGCAGAUUAGUUUAAUCAAUCUCUUGCUUCUAAUUAUUUAAUAUAAUAAUUUAAACCACCUUUUCCUCCACAAUUUCCCUAGUACCUUUAAAAAAUUUUCAAAGAAGGUUUGGUCAGGUCUCAAUUUGGAUUUUUUUUGCAGCUUUUUUGUGAUUAUAAGCCCAUAACCUUUGAAUAUGGAAAACUUAGACUAGAGGAAUUCAGAUCUGUUUCCUUUUACAAGGGUGUCCUGUGUUAAGUAUCUGUCUGCCGGGGGGAGGGAGGGAGAAUAUAGCUCUAUUUUUUAUUGUCAUUGUGGUGUAAUGUUAUAAAUAUACCACAUGACUGAAUAUUGUAGUUAGAAGUCACUUGAAAACUUCAAAUCAUGGUGCCAUUGGAAUACUUCAGGUAUCACUGUGGAAUUCUGUACCAUGGUCAUUAUUUAUGAACCUUUGGAGAAUGGUUCUAAGAGUAUCUUUGUAUUGAUGAAUUGACCAAAUUAUAUUUGUUGCUGAUCAUUUGACAAGUUUUCUGUCUCAGCAUUGCUUGCUUUCUGCCACUCACUAUGGAGAAAGUUCAUGUUUAACCAGUGGAAGUCGGCCACAAAUUAGCUGUCUUUAGCAGCCAGAAAAAAUCAUCAUGAUUUACCCAAAAAGUAUUAAUGGUUUCUUGUUUAUCGUGUAAGUAGUAACAGCCGUAAUAUUGUGGAGACAUUUUUGAUCUUGCAGGGUUGUUUAUUAUAUUUCUAAUUAUCAGUUGAAUAUUUUUCUGGUCUGUUUUAUCCCUUCUUCUGUAUUGCUCUCCCAUCUUCUAUCUCAGUGGUUUUCUCAUGGUUUAGUGCCCUUUCAGUAACCUUUUAGUGAUCUGUUGAGUUCCACACCUAACCUGAGAACUUUAUGCAAUGCUAGUGAUUAUCUAGAGUUUGCUUGUGCCAGAUUAAUGCAAGACUUUGUGUGUCACACUAAGGAAAACAGCAGCACAGUAAGAUCUAAGACUCUGAUGCUUCUUGUGGUAAUGGCACCAUUUUCAAGAAUGUUUACAGACAGAAUCAAUACAGGUGAUUUUAUUGGAAUUUCUGCUUUUCUGUUUGAGAUAUUGUCAUGGCUUGACUGCAUGUUAAACAUGUUACAGUUCAUGUAUUUUUAUGCAUACCCGUCUAUUACUUGUUCUUCCUUUCAAGUGUCUGCUGCCUAGUUUGAAAAUGUAAUGCAUGUACUUUGAAGGUCAUGCUAUGUAAUUUAUAUGUGAAGUGGUAUUGCACAGUCCUUGACUAGCAAUUUAAUUUUGUGUAGUAUUGCAGUAAUAGUGACAGCAAAAAGCACCUGAUUGGCUGGGUUGUCUGACUUCUGAAGCUGUUUGUCUAAAGUGAUGUUAAGCUGAUUUAGCUUCCUCUGUACUAUUUUCUUACUGUCUUUUUUUUACCAGCCUCCUGAAAUAGCUUACUGUAAUAGGUUGAAUGAGCUGUCUAAAAAUAAUUUCAUGUGCAUACUCCAUUAUCCCUAUUCUCUCCACUUUUGUGAUUUGCCUAAUAGGGACCUGUUUACAUCACAACUUCAGCUAAGCUGGGCUCAACCUAGUUUUUGGCUAUAUGCUUGAACAUAGUAAAAAUCAUUGCCCUAACUGGGUAGAACUCUGUGACAGUGCUGUUCUUCCAGUCCAGGUGAAAAUGAAGUGAACAUCUUUCUACUUCUCACUUUUGUGAGAGUCCUAACAUACCUUAUACUUCCAGAAAGGUAUUCUAGGGUGGCUAAACAGUAGCAUAGUGGUAGGAGAUAUAAACGGAACAGUAAAACUAGGUCUUUUGCUCUAUCUAAGUGCAUGCAGUUCCCAUUCAUUUUAGGACUGCUGAAUCAAAUAUGAAUUUUUUGCCCAUCUGAAUCCAAAUAUUCUACCAUGUAAUUGAGUAGAGGUGAGAGAAGGGUGAAACUAAGGCAUUUCCUUCAGUCCAAUUUUUGUUCUCCAAGGUUUUAAUGUGUUAGCUACUACUUGGAUAGGAAGUCUCUGCCAUUUGAAAGCUGUUCUGUUGGGGGAGAGCAAUGUCACAGACCAGUUUUUAAUUUAAAGUGUUUACUUAUCCUAAAAAGCACCCUCACAGCUGGCACUCUUAUAUUCUUGAGAGGUACCAGUAAUUGAAUGGCAGAGCCUAGGCUGCAUGGAUGUGGCCGAGUACUGAGUUGGAGACAUCUUUGAUGUAUGCAAGCCUAGAGUGCCCCGGUAUGCUGUGCCUGUUGUUUUGGAGAAACAGGAUUUCUGUUUUCAGGAUUCUCAGUUGUUCAUCUUUCACUGCACGAGAAAAUAUGGUUAAAACAAGAGAGAUGGGUACUUGGGAAAUGGGGGUUGGAAAAGUUUUCUAUAGGAUACCACAUCAUCCAGGUUAGCCUUUCCAUGCUUCAGUCUCUUUUUCAUUUAAAUUGAAGGAUCUCAGCAGUGGCAGAGUUGCACAGAGAUUUACUUCAGGGGCUUUCAAACUCCGCGCUGUUCGCAAAGGAACAAGACGUUUUUGUUCUUGAGCGUUUCCAAACCAGAAACGGGAUCUUCUGUUUCUAGUGUUGAGGAUUUUGAAACGUUCCUUUUGUCUUCAAGCCUGUCACUACUUACUAAAUUUCAAACUAUCCUUGGCCAACGCUCCAUAAUUCUAGAUCUGAAGGAAAAUGCUGCUGCUUUUUUCCCCACUCCAAGCAUUGUAACAUUCCAUGGGGAGAUAAUGUAUUUCAAUGUAAUAAUCUGUGCAAUAAUUUAACCAAUGUGAGUGAAACCUCCUUUGUAUUCUAAUCCAGGAAACAAGAUUUAAAGAUGCAGUGUCCCUUCUUGAGGUCAAAAUAGCAAUCAAGUAAGCAAUCAAAAGUAUUUUAAUAUCCCUAUUGUUUUGGUAAAGUGAUUUAAUUUUAAAAUCCCUGCCCAAGGAGGGUUUGUUCAGUCUAGGGAUAAGGUGGAAGUAAAGUAAAUAAGUGGAAUCUAAUGCCCAUUGCUAAAGUGAUGUAUUGUAAUGGCCUAGAAUGACCUUCUCUAGAACUAUUUUUGGGCCAGCAGAAAUUUGGUAAAUGAGUGGGGUACUGGAUCUUUAAUUUUUCUUAAUGUGUUAUGUGAAGUUCAUGGGAAUGGUAAUUUCAGUGAAAAAUAUUUCUUGUUCUUUAGAGUGGUACUGGACUUGAACUGCAGUAUCCUCUCUUAAAGGAGCAUUACAAUAAAGCAAAGAGAAAUGGAAUAGA
Messenger RNA from Pelodiscus sinensis (Chinese soft-shelled turtle), 5514 nucleotides. The record is from RefSeq and is a predicted model, not a curated record. NCBI's taxonomy places the organism in Eukaryota, Metazoa, Chordata, Testudines, Trionychidae.